This is a messenger RNA of Sardina pilchardus (European sardine), 1112 nucleotides long. RefSeq lists its product as uncharacterized. The coding region runs from base 89 to 466 and encodes 125 amino acids. The record is from RefSeq and is a predicted model, not a curated record. NCBI's taxonomy places the organism in Eukaryota, Metazoa, Chordata, Actinopteri, Clupeiformes, Clupeidae. The transcript is spliced from 3 exons.
CACCCUUCCUUCACACACACACACGCACACAACUCUCACCAAAACACUCCAACUACUGCGACCGGACUCAGGACUUGAACUCGCAAAGAUGUCUUUCCUUUCGGGAAUGUUGGGUGGAGGCAAGGCGGACUCCAUGGUGGAUCAGGCUGUGGACACUGCAGCUAAAAUGGCCAAGGAGAAGGUGAAGGAGAUGAUCAGCGGCGAAGACAAGAAGGACGAGACAGGGGGCAUGGGAGACCUCUUCCCCUCGUCCCAGUCGGAGGGAGAGAAAGAGAAAGGAGGCGGUGGACUGUUGAGCGGCCUUGGAGGCCUCGUCUCGUCGGAGAAAGAAAGCGGAGGAGCAUCCAAGGAUUCAGGAGACCUGACGGACCAGCUCGGUGAUAUAGCUGGCGAGUUUGCCGCCGAUGCAGCCAAGGACAAAGCCAAGGAUGACCUGGUGUCGUUUGGAAAGAGCCUGUUUGGGUGAAGUCCCUAUUCAUCCUCCGUGGAGGCACAACACCACUUUGACUCAUGCUGUGCAUUUCUCCACACUGCGUUGUUGUUGUUUUUAUGUGUGGACCAACUAAAAACUUGGACUCUGAGAAAAGGACGAUGACUAGCUCAACGUCAUCUCUUCCUCCAGCCAAUCAACAUUUUUAUCAUAUCAUAUUUUAUCAUAUUGCUGUUAUUUCAGCUAAAUGAUUUGCUUGUUAGUAGUUGUCGACCAUCUGGCAUUAGUGGCAAGCUAUGUCCUAUGAAGACAUUCAUUACAAGUUAUAUGAUAUGCAUACAGUAUGCAUGUAUAAUAUGAUAUGCAUUCAUGUUUUCUUUUUUAUGGUAAGCAGAGAUCAUUAAAUUACCGCUAUUAUGUUCUCAGUCACCCACAACUCCAAAUUAUACAAUAUCCAACAUUAUAUAAUUAUAAAAUUUCAGAAACUAAUGUAUUUUACUGGUGGCCAGCAUGUUAUCCUGGUCUGAAGUAUUACCGAGCUAGCAGUGAUGUGAAGUGAUAGAUGUAAUGGAUUCUUGUAUUUUUACACUCCUUUUAGAAAUGAUCUUCAAGUAUCUGAGGUUUACUCAAGUACACAAGAAAAUCUGUGUAUUUGAUAAUAAAACAUAAUAUUUACACUGUU